UCCCGGCGCGGAGGGGCGCGCUGUGCUGCGGCACCAGGCUCUGCGCUGCGUUCGUAUUUUUUUCAUUUAAACUCUUGCUUCACAAAUUGCGCGUGAUGAGCUCAUGAUGCCGCGCCCCCCCGCCCCGGGCCCGGGCAGGCAGGGGGACGUGAGGCGGGCGGGCGCGGCGAGCCGCUGAGGUUCCGCGCAGUGCUUAGCGCUCCCGCGGUGCCCCGGAGCCAGGAGGAGGGGGCGCUCUCCCCGGCUAACGCUGCUUACUGGACUCGGGUUGGGGGGGGGGGGCUUACCUCUUUUUUUAAAAAAAAUUUUGGUUUUGUUUUGUUGUUUUUUUUUUUUUUUUUUUUUUUUGCUCCCCCUCCCGCUGGGUGUCGGGCUGUUCGCCGCUCCGUGCGUAGGUGGAUCCAUGAGCUCCCCCGGGAGCGGCACCGCCGCCGCGCAGCGCCGUACCGGGGCGGGGGGAGCGGCCGCCAGCUUCGGCCCCGCCGCCGCCGCCGCGGGGGGCGGCCCCGCCCGGGCACGGGGUGGGCGGCCGUGAGGCGGGCGGGCGAAGUUUCUCCGCGGCGCCGGGCCCCUCCGAGGGACAGCGGGGAGGGAAGGACCUGGCCCUUAGCGCUGGGGUAGCUGCUGCCGCCGCUGCCACCAGAGCCGCCCGGCUUUGGCCAUGAAGAGGAAACAGAAGAGGUUUCUGCAAAUGACGCUGCUCUUCACCGCGGCUCUGAUUUUCCUGCCUGACAUCGGCCUCUGGUCUCUCUACAAGGAGAAGCACCUGGUGAAGCCCGCCGAGCCCGCCGAGCCGCAGACACUUCCAUUGGGGCUGGGAGACGGACAGCUCUUUACCUGGACUGAUGGCUUGAAAAGGAAGGACUGGCAUGAUUAUGAAAGCAUUCAGAAGGAUGCUAUGCGUUCAGGGAAAGGUGAACAUGGAAAGCCGUACCCUCUUACAGAGGAAGACCAUGAUGAUUCUGCUUAUAGGGAAAAUGGCUUCAACAUAUUCGUUAGCAACAAUAUAGCACUGGAGCGAUCCCUGCCAGACAUCCGACACCCUAACUGUAAACACAAGGUGUACUUGGAAAAGCUACCAAAUACUAGCAUAAUCAUCCCAUUUCAUAACGAAGGCUGGACUUCACUCUUGCGAACAAUACACAGCAUUAUCAACCGCACUCCAGACAGCCUGAUAGCAGAAAUCAUUCUGGUGGAUGACUUCAGUGACAGAGAACAUUUAAAAGAGAAGCUGGAGGAAUACAUGGUCCGUUUUGCCAAAGUGAGGAUUGUACGUACCAAGAAACGAGAAGGGCUCAUUCGGACCAGACUGCUAGGAGCCUCGCUGGCUAGAGGAGAAGUCUUGACAUUUCUGGAUUCCCAUUGCGAAGUCAACGUGAAUUGGCUGCCUCCCUUGCUUAACCAGAUUGCACUAAACCACAAAACCAUCGUGUGUCCUAUGAUCGAUGUCAUUGACCACAAUCACUUUGGCUACGAGGCACAGGCGGGGGAUGCCAUGCGAGGAGCUUUUGACUGGGAAAUGUACUACAAAAGAAUACCGAUUCCUCCAGAGCUCCAGAGAGCUGAUCCCAGCGACCCCUUUGAGUCUCCUGUAAUGGCUGGAGGUCUAUUUGCCGUUAACCGGAAAUGGUUUUGGGAGCUGGGAGGCUACGAUCCAGGAUUAGAAAUAUGGGGAGGAGAGCAGUAUGAAAUCUCCUUUAAGGUGUGGAUGUGCGGAGGUGGCAUGUUUGAUGUUCCAUGCUCUCGAGUUGGGCAUAUCUACAGGAAGUAUGUCCCAUAUAAAGUUCCUUCUGGAACCAGCCUAGCACGGAACCUGAAGCGCGUGGCGGAGACGUGGAUGGAUGAGUUUGCAGAGUACAUUUACCAGCGACGGCCUGAGUACAGACAUCUCUCAACUGGUGAUAUCUCUGCCCAGAAGGAACUUCGCAAGCACCUUAAAUGUAAAGAUUUCAAGUGGUUCAUGGCUGCAGUGGCUUGGGAUGUCCCCAAAUAUUACCCUCCUGUGGAGCCUCCACCUGCUGCCUGGGGGGAGAUUCGAAACGUUGCAGCCAACCUCUGUGUGGACAGUAAACACGGAGCCACGGGGACUGAGCUAAGGCUAGACAUCUGUGUGAAGGAUGGCUCGGAACGGACGUGGUCACACGAACAGCUCUUCACCUUUGGUUGGAGAGAAGACAUCCGCCCUGGGGAGCCACUUCACACCAGAAAGUUCUGCUUCGACGCCAUUUCGCACAGCAGCCCCGUCACGCUGUAUGACUGUCACGGGAUGAAGGGCAACCAGCACUGGAGCUAUAGGAAGGACAAAACUUUGUUCCAUCCGGUAAGCAGCAGCUGCAUAGAUUGCAACCCAGCCGAGAAGAAGAUUUUCAUGAACAGAUGUGAUCCUUUAUCUGAAACUCAGCAGUGGAUUUUUGAACAUAUUAAUAUGACUGUUUUAGAAAAAUUUAACAGCAAGGCCAGUUCCUAGAAAGACAGGGAAAAAAAAAAUGAACACACCCAAUUACAUACAGACUGCAGACUACAUUUUUGCCAGCAUCUGGGUCGAAGGAGUCAGGAAUUAAAUUUCCUAGAUCCAGGAAAUCUGUUCUGAGGAUUAAGAAAAUGCCACAGCAAGAGCCAGCAGGCUGCCCUUGUGGAUGUACAGUAUCUGAAGAACUUGGCCAAGAGCCUCACCGGAUGCUGCUGAGAACUUCAGGCUGAAAAUUCCCUUGCUGGUCGAGGGAAAAACUUUGUUUAAAAACUGUUUAAAAGUACUCCAAGUUAAUAAAGUAAAACAAAACUCUAGAGUUUCUCAGGUCAAAUCCUGCUGUAGUGAGUAGCUCAGAACAGAUGCUAUAGUUUGGGAUGGGUAUAUGGUGUGCAUGACAGCUACAGGAACCUGAAGAAAUCCCAGGUUUUAGAACUAAACAUGCUGGUAGAAGAAUAAUGAUGUCCCAGCACUCCCUAGACAAGAUAUAUGCUCUGUUGACAUUCUCUUAAUAAAAGGUUGGGUUAAGCAGGUUUAACCCUCAGUACUGCUGCAAUUAAUUUUAAAUACCUCCCUUUUACAUUCCAUUCAUUACCAAAAUAGGAAUGGUAGAAAUCUUAGGGUCUAGAAUUACACUGUAGUGAAGCAUGAAAUAAACGAUAAGGUUUUGCCCUCACAUGUUCCCCCUUCUGGAAAAAAAAAAGUAAAGCAAUCAAAUUUCUAUACAUGAUAUAUUUAGCAAUUGUGAUUCAAAUCCCAUUGUCACACAAGGUGAGAUACUUUUUUUUUAGUGACAAAUAUAACAGCAGCAGCCGCAGCAUAAUGGAAGGCUUGUGGACUAGCUAUCUUUGCUAGAGGUAGAAUCCUUACCAAAGUAUAAAUUAAAUUGAAAUUAGGCUCGAAAAAAAAAAUCAGGAGAGUAGGAAAUAAUUGCAUACUGCAUGCUGAACUAGGUUAGUCAAAUUAACGUUGGUAUGCUGCCAUCACCUAAAAGUGUGCUGACUCCCUGCAGUGCAGCUUAAAAGAUUUUUUAGUGCUCUUGAUGGAUAGGAGUGGAGAGAAAAAUUGACCUGAAACUAGCUGGGUGGUUUCAGAGUUUUUGAAAUCCAUGAUGGAAAUCACAUGAGCUUACCAGAGUUAGUAAGUGAAUGGUAGUGUAGAUCUCACAACGGAGGAAACAAGAAGUGCAAGUUAAACGUUACAAUAAUUUGGUGCUUUAGGCACAGGCACAAUUCAGAUUAAGACAGACUUCUGUCACGCUGAUGAUCAUUAUGGCCCGUGGUGUCCCUCCAACCUGUCAAGCUCUUGGCGUGAAAGGAUUCUAGAACUUGUUUGGGGGAGCUAUGGUUCUUCUCAGCAGAAAUCAGUUAAUACUGAUGUGUGGAACCUAAUUGAUAAGUCUGGGAGUUUUCAAGGUUAGAGCAAGUAUAAAUUUAUAUCAAGUAAGCAAGUACAUGGCCUGCUUUUACUUGAAAGGUGAAUUUACAGAUGAAAGCACUAUAAAUGCAGAUAGAUCACAUCCUCUAAGAGGUGGUUGUGACAGUGCUUUCAGGUUCCAAAAAUAUCAUAUGUAAUUAAGUUGCUUAUUCUGAUUGCUGGAGAGGUGGCUGACUAACCAAAAUACUGAUGUGCAAUCUACCCUGUUUCAGAGAGUAGGGUGACUGUGUUUUCUUUCUUGCUCCUGAAGCUGUGUUUAUGCACAAAGAACAUUGAUUGCAUCCAGAGGAUGGUUCUAGCACCAAUAACCAUAUGCUAUUUUAUGGUAGCACCUUGUAGUUGUAGAUUAAGGCCCAAAAUUAUAGGUCAUAGGAACUUUUUAGGAGGGGAGUGAGAUCCUGUAGCACUCAGGAUGCAUGCACUUGGAAAAUUGUGAAAUGCAUCCAUACGUUGAGCAAUUGCUGCAAGUUAGUGAAGAGAUCUUUCAAAUAAUCUGAAAGAAAUGUGUCUAUAGAGUUAGACUUCCUGUUUUAUGAUUUUAAAAUAAGUAAACUUGUUUAGGUAUUGUUUAAAUUUAAUUUGAAGAUAUGGUGCAGUCAGGAACAGAAGCAGUAAGGCUACUGUAUGAGGAUGCUUCAGAUUUAUUUAGCUAUCAGUACACAGAACCAGACUAGGCACUGCAGACUGUCAGCCUCCCCAGGUGCAGUGCUCGUAGCAUCAUUUAUUUGCAGCCUGAACAUGAGGGAAGAGGGUUUGGAAAAAGAAGAAAAUGGCUGCCUAAAAUGUAAAUGCAGCCCUCAAGCUGCUGAUUCUACCUGGCCCCAAACUGUCAAAGUCCUGGAAGCAACACCGUAUGCCCAAAAUAGAGGCAAAGGAGAAUUGCUAAACCAGCUAAGCACUUUAUGUUAUGCACAGAUUGGUAGGGUUAUAUCAUUCAGUGUCUGACUGCAUCUCGGUGCUCUGAUUUGGAUAUGCCUAAUGGGAACUAAGCUGCUGUUGGGGCAAAGAACUUCUGUGCCUUUUACAACCCUCAUCGAGUGAUAUUGCAGCCUGCACGGCCAAAGGAAACCUUCCCCUUACUCAUAGCUGGACACUAAUUGUAAGCUGUAGCAGUCCUUGUCAGAAAACAAUCCACAUAACUAAUAUUCAGAUGUUCUGGGGGAAAAAAAUAUCUACAUAAUGUGUUCAUGUUUUAUAGGCAAAAUAUAAGAAAAAUAUAUUGGAGUUUGUUGUGGGUCAACAGUGAGCAACUGUUGAUCAAUCUGGAAAUAUAAAGGUUAAAUGAAGAUCCAGAUCUUGAGGAAAGUUUAAUAAGAACUUCCCACAGUGCAGCAUAGAAUAUAUAUAUACGUAUGUCUAUGUGACCAGUAGAAAGAGGUAGAUAGAGGAGAGAGGUUUGUUUUCACUUCAGGGGCUGAUCUUUCAAAUAUUUUGUAUAACCAGAACUGCACAGAAAAAAAAUCAUAGGAUGUAUUAGACUAGUAGUGAAGACAGUUAUCUCACUGUUUUCAGCUUAAGCAAAUUACUCUUUUUUUUAAAAACUGAGACAAAAAAAAGUCUAGCAUGCAGCUUCACCACAGACAACUGUAAUCCUCCUACUAUGGGUAGAAGGUGGCCCUUGGGACAGAGCGCUUCAGAGCUGUGCUCCUGUAACGUUUGGGAUGAUGGAUUCGCAAAAUGGUUGUGACACGCUAAGCACAGGGCUCCUUCAACAGAAAGUUCUAUUAAUAAUAAAUGAUCAUCUCUACCUCUAAAUUAAAUUCUGUCUUGGGUGUUCUCCAAAGCUUUCCACUGAUAACAGUAUUUCAUGACUAAUUUAACAUUCAGAAUUUCUUUAAGUCUUCCUACAACCAUAUCUUUCCCACCCAACAGACAUCUGAACAACUUGAUAGGAUGGACAGAUAUAUCUUCUUGUCAUAUUUCACCAGGAGCAUUUAGCUUUAAUAUGCAUUUCUUCAAAAGACUAUGAAGUUUCUUCACAGAUUCUUUUUUUUUUUUUUUUUUAAAUACCAGAUAGUUCUGAACAUAUCUUGAAACUAGUGCACAGGUAGCAUUAACUGAUGUGGGCUGAUCAUUGUAGCGGAGCUAUACUAAUCUGCCCCAACUGAUGACUUGCUUCAGUUUGUUCAAUUAAUUAUUUUAUGGCUGAGAGGGCUUUAAUCAACAUGCCUGAAAAGAAGAUCUUGGUAACUUAAGAGUUCAUCAGCACUUACCCUCAACUUUUUCCAUUUAAGGUUAUAUCUGACUCUUUUUUUGUGGCCAGCAAACUACUGCCAUAGGAGAGAGCAGCAGGAAAACUGGAAUAAACACCAAGUGCAACUAAAAUGCUAAAAUCGUAUGUGUUUCCCUGCAUAUAUUCCGAUGUCUCCACUAAAGAGAAGCCUUGGGGGAGAGGGCUUAAAGGAGAGAGGAGGAGCUGGAAACAAAGCAGUUCAUGUGUCAGAGAGCAACCUUGUUGCAGAGGCAUGACAAGACUUCAUUUUUCAUUGGGCACGGUUUUUAUUUCAGAAAAAUGAGGUUGCUUUAGAACAAAUAUUUCUGCAACAGUAUGGAUAUUGUAGUGAUGUAAUGCAUACUUCCUGGGUGUUAUCAGUUUAUGAAUAAAUGGUCUGUAGCCGCUGAGCUAGGUCUUCCUCAUGAUAAAGAUAGACUAAGCUUGAAAGGAAGCUGACAAGCACUUAACAACCUUUGAUUACUGGCAAUUUACCAGGCAUCAAUGUCUCCAUGACCUCAGUGAAUUCGGAUGCCACAGAAAUCAUAGAAGAAAUGUAUAUAAAUAGCUUAACCAAAUUGAUUUGAUGGGGUGCACUUCUAUCAGAUGUCACCUUUGUUAAAAAAAAAAAAAGUUACCAUAAUCAGAAUUCAUUUGCAUUUUUACUGACAACUUCUGCCAGGGAGUGAGUGAGUGGGACCCUUUUAACCUACCCAGACAGAUUGAGGAUGGAGCAUUUUAGGAAGGCAGUAUUGGAAGGCUUUCAUCCAUUCUUUGUUUAAAGAGCAUCAAUCUUUAAUGCUGUUAGCCCAGCAUUUUUCAAGAGAACACAAGAUGCACAUUAAAAAAAGAAUAUGAUGAUGGGUUUAUUUUCUUUUUUAAUCCAUCAAGGUUGUUAGGGAAACAAUUUCAAAACCCUGGAAAAUGAAAAAAAAAGCUGAUCAGAAGUAGCUUUUUUUAUAGCUGGUAUAUAAUGUCCAUGAAUUAAUUUGUUAAACUCCCUUCAAAUCUGGUCCAUAUAUCCUCACAGAAAGAGCACAAGGGUCCAACAGUGCUUUUACGUAAUAUUUUGAGGAUCUUGCCCUGUCUAAAAGAAAGUUUUGAAAGACCUUUAAAAAAUUAUCAGGUAUAAAAGGUAACCAAAAAAAGGAAAAAUAGCUGGCUAUUAUGUCUAGUGUACUAAGAGAUUUUGCUCAACUUCUUGUUCUAAAAUAGUAUCCGUUGACUGGAAAAUUUUAGAUGAAUAAGUAAUAUAGUUUAGUAAAUCUUUAGUCUGUAGUGCUGUCUAUUUAAGAUUUUUACUCUUAAAAAAAAUCAAAUUCAUAUAGUUAGUUGCUGACAGGGUUUUUUUAACUACAUGUAAUAGAUAGAUCUGUCCUGAGGUCUCCCAUAACCUCGUAUUUCCUUGUUAUAAUUCUGAAUGCAUUGGACAGAAGAAAAAUCUAAGCGGGGGGGGGGGGGGGAACAACCCAAACCUCUAAAAACUAUCUAAGAAACCUGUGCAAAAACAAACAAUGAGAAAGUUUAGGUAGACAUGAUCCGAAAAAUGCAUCACAUUUCCAAAGCUUCAGCAGCACUCUUAAAAUACAUUUGCUCUGUAUGGUGGCUUUAUAUUCUUUCAGUGCACCAUUAAUAUCAGUGGUACUACUCCUGAGGCAGGACUUCUGAAAAUGAUGCGCUAUCAUUUGGCACAGUAGAUGGGCAGCAUAGUGCUAGAGAAAAAAAAAUCACUUUCUAGGAAGAGUUCCUGAAAAAAAUGCAUUCAAACAUUGCAGUCUGGUAUGCCUUAAGAGUCUUAGCUAUUUAUAAGGUUCCCAUUAUCUUAGGUUUUUUAUCUUUUUUUACAGGACCUCAUAGUGUGGUAGGUGCUUCAAUGGCCCUUAUGAAAACAAGGCAGACAACAGGGGAACAAAGAGGACGUGGGUUAAAACAAUAAGAAUUUGUGGUUACCUAAAGGCGUUAUGCGUGUGAGCAGGUUAAUUAUACAGAAAGAGAAAUCUCCUCCUUUGGUGUGGGCACUGUGGUAGAUGCCGAGCUCCGGGGAAUAUUUGAAUGAGAAGGAGCCAUGUAAAGUGGGUCAGCAGGAAAGCCUGUACACAGCAGAAGAUGCAGAAAAAGUCACGAUGACCCAUUUUUUGAGAAGCAGGUGAACAGGGCGUUGAGAUAGAUACGACAGACAGUGCAAGGGAUGUGAGGGAAGCUGCAAUGAGGAAGUCGGGUAAGUGGUACUAUCUAAAAGACAUUAAGACAUAGGAAAGGAAAACUUGGUCCUCAUUAACCUUAGCCCUCAUUAACCUUGGCAGUAUCCCUAAUGCUUUGUCAAAGUAUUAGUUGAUUUAAUUAUGUUAAUCCUUCAUCUCUCCCAGUUAAAUGACUCAAGCUGGAAGGAGUUACAGCCCAAGCAAAUUUCUGUUGAUCGGCUUGGAGCAUCUAAUUGGCACAAAACACCGCUAGGCACAGUUUAGUCAAAACCCCCGACUGGCACCAGAACUAAAACAAUAUUAUCAGCCUGAAAGAUCUGUAGGCCCCUCACACCCCUCUGUGAAAAAAGAUUUCACUUGCCUGAAGGAGUGAUUGAUGGUAAUGAUCCUAGAUUAAGAAGAUCAGGAGUCAUGAGCUUGCCCGGAGGUGAAAGGCCAAACGGUGAGAUUAGGAGAUGGCAGUUUAAUUGAGAAAGGAAGGAGGAAAUAGGUGGUAAAAGGGAAGAAGCAUCGGGUUUAUUUCUGGAUAUGAAGGAAGCAUGACCUACAAAGGUCAGCCACUGAUAAUUUUGGAUACUUCUUCAUACCAGGGUUUGCAUGUUUAUUUCCAUCACAAAUACUGAGGAACUGAGAGGCAAUUGGUUCCACCCCCUCCUGCAAAGGACUUCAAUUUAGAAUAAGGAGAACUGCAUAAUCCGCAAUGUAUUGAUCGUGAAAUACAUGAGCACAACUAGAGCAAAGCUUUGCUGGCCACCAAGCCAGCGCUGAGUUUUUCACCAAAGGUACGUAUACGCGCUCCUGAGGAUACUUUGUGGAUAGUGUGUAGAAGCAGAACGUUAUGAUCGCUGUUUUACCUCAGAUUAAUAUUUCUCUGCAUCUCAGGUUUUUGUGAAAGAGGAAAAGUGUUUAGCUAAAUUUUCGAGGAAGCGUCAACCCAGAUCAGUACAAAGUAGCCCUGCCUACUCCCUAUGUGGAUCAAGACAACAUGUGUUUCUCUUAAGACAUCACAUACAGCUCUUAAAAAAAAAAGAACAGUGUGGCUCUGCCUUCAUGACUCUUGCAGCGUUCAACUCUUUUUAUCCAUUUCAGUUAUUUUCUUUAUUCUUUUUCUGAUUUGGUGUUUCUUUCCUUCUGCUGGCUCUCCAUUUGCAGGAUUCUGCCAGUAUGCUCGUCCUCUUUCUUCUCUCCUUUCUGGUUUGUGCCAAGAGGUGUUUCUGCUGUUGCAGAUCCCUUCCUCAAGAUAAGAGUGGCUAAAUCUGCUUUGAUCUUGACUUGGCAGAGCCACAAGCCCUCUGCCUCAGGUACUUCGCUUGCUGCAGCUUGUGCGAGCAGAGGGAGGUGGGGAGGAAAAGGCACCUGAGGAGAAGGCAGAGGUUCUGUCCCUAUGGGUCAGCCUCACUACAGAUUUUGUCCAUAUAACAGAUGUAGCACAGAGAGACAAACAUCUUUGAAGCAGAAAAUUGCACUGGUGAUCUACUUUCUCACCCAUCUUCAAAAUUCAGUGCUACCCAGAGAGGGGAAUAUGUAAGGACAGAAGCAUGUUAUUCUGUUGAUAUACUUCUUAUAUGUUUAGAAGCAGCUGAACUUAACCUUGGCAAGCAGGUUUUAACUUGUGAUUAUCUUUGUUGAGCUAACAUAGAUGCAAGAAACUGAGUUAGAAUUAUAUUCAAAUGUGGUUUGUAUAAGCCACCAAGGGGUUAUAACAACUUGAACUGAAGGCAUUAUUUCAAAUCUGAAAUGGAUGUGUGAUCUCCAGUGAAUGAAUGAUACACGCUAGUGUCUAGUCAAGCUGCAGAGAGUCAGAGGGGCUUUUUUUACAAAACCCCAAAAAGAGAGAGAUUGUCCAAUAUGCAGCAGCUUUUGCUUUCAGCUGUACAGGGCUCCAGUUUAUUCCCCAAUAUGUCAGCAAAGCUAAUCUAUAUAAAAAGAUGUCCCCAUGAUUCUCAUUAUCAAAGCAGCAUUUGCAGAGAUGGCAGUAAAACAUCACCUUUUCUUUCCUAUUAGCAGAGAACCCUUUCAUUUGUUUUCUAUUUGUUUUUAUACACCUCUGGAAUCAUUUAUUUGUAACCAGAACACGUGGAUAGAAGCUGUACCCUGACCCUUCACUGAACGAGUUCCGUGGAGAUGAGAGUACCAGUGUGCAGGCUGUACAAACGCACUGUUAAAAGGAUUGUCAGCCAAGCAAGAGGGAUUUCAUAUAGAAGAAAAAUAAGCCCCCCUAAAGUUUGUUUUCCUUUAUUCCUGUCAUACCAGCCUCCAACUUGCAGCUACUGCUCUACAUCUAAACCUAUCAUGGUAAUCUACACCUGGAAGGAUAACGAUGGUUCAUCAGGGCUCUGCUGCCGGUUUUCCAUACGAGUCUGCACCGUGGCUAUAUAAACCUGAUCUUUGGGGUUGGCAGUCUUUUUUUCAUGGUUGCUGUCCCUGCAAGGGGCACAUUCCUUCUGACUCUGGCCUGACCUGUAGUUUUCCACUUCAGACUCUGUUGGCUGAAGUAGCUCGGUAUUGACCAGCUCUUCAGAUGAUCUGGUCCAUCGCACAUCUCGUAACGCUUCACAGCAGUCCAGCCCACAUAAACACACACACGGUUUACCAAGCAUUAGGCAGCAAAAUAGAAAUUUGUGGUCCCUUCUGAGCCUCUGAGAUGCUUCUAUUUAUCAACUAGCCUUUCUGAUGGUCAGAGUGUUUUCCAGGCAUCUCUGUGAAUAAACACCCUUUCCUGCAGGUAUCCUGCAAAAUAUCCAUUUCUCUCAUUUUUCUGAGAGUCUGGAAUUACAGCCUUCACUUGCUGUUAAACAACAUUCAGGACAAAACAUUCCUUGGCAAUUCAACUAUUAUAAAAUAUUUUUAAAGGGCCAAGAAGAGCUGGAGACAACUUUGUGUAAUCCCUAUCCAAUAUGCUUGUAGGCAAGGCAGCCAGUGAUGAGCUGGGCUUACAGGCAGCUAGUAGAGCUCCAUCAACAAGACCGAGUUGUCUAAUUUUCUGGGAAUCAAGGUGAAAUUAUUUGUUUAUUGUAAUUUAGGAAAUACAGCUCUCUGAAAAAAUGGGGAAAAUAUUUUCAGGUGUGUGCAUUUGAAGUAUUAUACAAUAGACUACAAUUACUAAUAUAUACAUUAUAAUAAGGAAAACAUACACUUCUGUGCUGACUAGUCUGAGAUAGUUGGCUUAGAUGUUAUUAAACAACAGCUGUAGAAGCUUUGACCAACUUACUGGUGCAUUAAAAUAAUGUUUUCAAGACAUGCUUAAAGGAUUUACAGAGAGCACAUGCCUGUAAAUUACUAGACUGUAAUUAAGAAGCUGAACUAUGGAAUAAAAAUUGUACACCUGUCCUAUUUUAUAUUUGGAUGUAUUAUGUGACAGAAUACAAAGUAAAAGAUUGCUGAAGUACAGUUUAAAAAAAAAAUUAAUUACAAUGAUCUGAAUUAAUAAAUACC
Molecule: messenger RNA, 11752 nt
Organism: Grus americana (Whooping crane)
Lineage: Eukaryota; Metazoa; Chordata; Aves; Gruiformes; Gruidae
Gene: GALNTL6
Product: polypeptide N-acetylgalactosaminyltransferase like 6
Exons: 12
Coding region: 662-2467 (601 amino acids)
Cellular component (GO): Golgi apparatus
Source: RefSeq, a predicted model, not a curated record